Prunus persica (peach) is the source of this 2897-nucleotide messenger RNA. Its product is annotated as transcription activator GLK1. NCBI's taxonomy places the organism in Eukaryota, Viridiplantae, Streptophyta, Magnoliopsida, Rosales, Rosaceae. The transcript is spliced from 6 exons. Gene Ontology annotation, biological process: positive regulation of DNA-templated transcription. Gene Ontology annotation, molecular function: transcription cis-regulatory region binding; DNA-binding transcription factor activity. Gene Ontology annotation, cellular component: nucleus. The coding region runs from base 1004 to 2626 and encodes 540 amino acids. The record is from RefSeq and is a predicted model, not a curated record.
AUAUAUAUAUAUAUAUACUUGUGAGUGGUAGAUUUGAGCAUGAAAUUGCAUGAUAAUUUCUAAAUUUUCUAUGUGAUCACAUAGCUAAAAGACCCUACUUUGUCCAAAAACAAUCGUAUAGAUUGCAGUCACAUUUGUGUUGUGGAAGUCCAAAGAAAAUUAAAACUAGCAUACAUCAAUUGACUUCCAAAUGAUCUUUAUUACACAGUUGGAGAAAAAGAAGAAAAAAGAGAGCAUGAUAGAUAAUUAUCUGCCAUAAAAGUACAAAGGUGAAUCGGGUUUGUCAUCCACAUGGCUACUACCAAAUCGAUCAUUUUCUUUUUCACUGUACAAACGGAUGUACAUGAGCUGACACUAUAUCAAUCCAAUUCCAAUUCCAGCCCAACGGUCCUACCCAGCUGACACCAAUUUGGAGUUUCUCUCUCACCUCUUUUUUAGCUUCAAAAAAAGGCUUUUAAUUUUGCAAAAAAUAAAUAAAAUAAAGCUCACGAGAGCCAGCGUGACAGAUUUUCAAAAAACUUCAAAAAAAGGGCAUCCACAAACCAAGUAUAAACAGGAGAAAGAAAAAAAUUAUACGUAGCAAUCUCACAUAAAACAAAAACUCAAAAACAAAUCUGAGAGAGAGAGAUCUCAACCCAAGUUGUGGUUGAGAUGCAUCUGACCUCUAUUCACUUUCUCCACUACGCUGCAAAAAAGAAAACAAAACCAUCAUCUCCAGCCCCAUUAUACAACUUUCUUUGUCUCCUCUCUUCUCUCUUCAUUUCAUCUCUCCUAAUUAGUUUCCAGAAAAAAAAAGAAAAGGAAACAACCAGAGAGUAUAGGUUCUGAUCGAGCAGUACUAAUUAUUACCAGUCCACUUGAAACUAAUUUUCAUGGAAUAAACUAAUAUCUUUUGCGCAGACUAGCUUGUAAGCUAGGAGUUGUUUAAUUUUCAAUAUCAGAUUAUACAUAUUAUAUAUAUAUAUAUAUAAUAUUCAUCUGGAGAUUUUGAAAGGGUUGCUUGAUGCUUAUUUUAUCACCUUUGAGGGAUGGCCAUCAUCAGCUCAAGGAGGAGAAGCAGUUAGGUGGCGGCGGUAGAGAUGAGGGUGAAGUGGAGGGUUUUGAUUUCAAUGGAGGGAAUAGCGUGGGGUCGGCGGGGCUGGACUUCCCGGAGUUUUCGGGGGGAAUGGGGAACCUUCUCGACAGCAUCGACUUCGAUGACCUCUUCAUCGGCAUCCAUGACGGCGACGUGCUCCCCGAUUUGGAGAUGGACUCAGAAAUUCUUGACUUUUCGGCUCACCGAGACCAUGGUGACGAAUAUUAUCAUAAUAACGCAAAGACGACUUCGUCCAAAGUGGAAGACCAGGAGGAGGAGGAGGAGGAGGAGGAGGAGGGUAAGGACCGUGUCAGAGCGGCAGCGGAUAGUUUAACAAAUGCUACUACUACGAGAAAUAAUCAGACCUACUCGAGCUCCAGUAAUACUAGUACUACUACUACUUCUGCCACUCAAGAUCAGGAUCGAGAUGGAGGACAUGAAGAAAUUGGGAGUAAAGGAAACUGCAAUAGUAAUAUUAAUAAUAAUAUUAGUCAAAUUAGGGCAUCUCAGCAUGAACAAAAUCAGCUGCUCAAUCAAUCGUCAAGUCCCAAAGAAUCAGCUGAUCAGAAAUUGGCUCGGAAGUCAUCAUCCACAGCGCAAUCCAAGAAUUCUCAUGGGAAAAGAAAAGUUAAGGUGGAUUGGACACCAGAACUGCACAGGAGGUUCGUGCAAGCAGUAGAGCAGCUAGGGGUGGAUAAGGCAGUGCCUUCUAGGAUUUUAGAGCUUAUGGGAAUAGAUUGUCUCACUCGCCACAAUAUUGCUAGCCACCUUCAAAAAUAUCGAUCCCAUAGGAAACAUUUGCUCGCCCGUGAGGCAGAGGCAGCAAGCUGGACCCAGAGACGACAAAUGUAUGGGGCAGCAACUGUCAGCGGAGGAGGAGGAGGAGGAGGAGGAGGAGGAGGCAAGAGUAGUAGAUAUGACGUCAUGAUGAUGAACAGCCCUAAUUGGCUCAAUGCACCCACCAUGGGUUUCCCUCCCAUACCUAGCCCUACACCACCAUCCAUGCACCACCACCACCACCACCAGAUGAUCAGACCCUUACAUGUGUGGGGCCACCCCUCCAUGGACCAAUCUAUGAUGCACAUGUGGCCAAAGCAUCUUCCCCAUAAUUUCCCAUCUCCAAUACCACCUCCUCCUCCACCUGCACAUGCAUGGCCUCCUCCUCCUCCUCCACCGUCGGAUGCCUCGUAUUGGCACCACCCUCCCCCUCACCACCAGCGUGUUCCAAAUGCACUAACCCCAGGAACACCAUGCUUUCCAAGGCAGCUAGCUACUGCGACGCAGAGAUUUCCCGCUCCACCUGUCCCAGGCAUUCCUCCGCAUGCCAUGUACAAAGUAGACACAGGCAUCGCUGUCCCCUCUCCACAAUCUGGGCCCCACCCUCUUGUCGAUUUUCAUCCGUCAAACGAGAGCAUAGAUGCAGCUAUUGGAGAUGUUUUAUCGAAGCCAUGGCUACCUCUUCCUCUUGGCCUAAGGCCUCCGGCUACUGACAGCGUCAUGGUGGAGCUACAGCGGCAGGGAAUUCCAAAGAUACCGCCCUCCUGUGCUUGAACCAGAUCUUCUACAUUUCUCAAACAUGUAUGUUAUUUGAUGAUGUGUUCAAGACAGAAGAGAACCCCAAAAUUAAUCUGACGACAUGUCCUUCCGCGUAGAUGUGCACAUUGACCUGAACAUCUGCGAGUUUUUCUUUUUCUUUUUUGCCCAUCAGUUUUCUAGGCCUUGCAUAAAAUAAUUGAGUACGUACUUCUACUUUAUCUAUGUACAAGAACACCUUCUUAUGUUAAUUAGCAUAUGUGUAAUAAUAAAGCCAAUAAUUUUUGUA